Messenger RNA from Pochonia chlamydosporia 170, 1746 nucleotides. Its product is annotated as metalloreductase. The transcript has 2 exons. Lineage: Eukaryota; Fungi; Ascomycota; Sordariomycetes; Hypocreales; Clavicipitaceae. Gene Ontology annotation, molecular function: ferric-chelate reductase activity. Gene Ontology annotation, cellular component: plasma membrane. Gene Ontology annotation, biological process: intracellular iron ion homeostasis; copper ion import; iron ion transport. The coding region runs from base 1 to 1746 and encodes 581 amino acids. The record is from RefSeq and is a predicted model, not a curated record.
AUGGCUUGGCCAUACGAAUUUGCCAGUCUCACCCACGAGGAGAAGUUGCUGCGCCGCCAAUCACUCGAUCUGUAUGCAUGCAUUGCUCAUUAUUCUGCUCUUGCGCCAGCUCUUCUUUUCUUGCUAUAUCGCACUCUCAAACACCUUGCUCUAAAGGUUCGGCCUGGCUCAUCAAGCGAACAGGGCCGAUACUCUGCUGUUCCGAGAUCACCUAUUGUCAAGGCACAGCGGCAGAGCUCAUCUGAGCAAGUUGCCUCGCAAUGGCGUCGGUUUGUAUGGUGGUUGAGCGAUGAUGUCUACUUUGCUGGCUCUCAUUGGGGCCAGAGGGAUGAAUGGAUUCUAGGAUUCAUCUGGACAGCUUGGUUGCUGGUCCUCUCCGUCAAAGGGACAGGCAAAGAUUAUUUCCAUCUUACCAAGCGAUUUGGUGCCAUUGCCGUCUCACAAUUGCCUAUUCAAUAUCUCUUGGCGCUCAAGGCACUCAACCCCAUAGCUUGGGUUUUCAACUCAUCCCACGAACACAUCAACCGGUACCAUCGAGUUUUGGGACGCAUCAUCUACGGCUUCCUCUGGCUUCACCUGCUAUUCUACAACAUCUACUUCAUAAUAGCCGGCAUUUGGUUCAAGCGCAUCCUCGACACCGUUGUAUUCUGCGGCGUCCUCGCAUCCUUCGGAUUUCAUGGCGUUGCAACCACAGCCAUGCGCAAGGCCAGAGACUAUUCAUACAGACUCUUCUUUAUCACCCAUCUCGUCGUGGCGCUAUUCGUGCCCAUCUUGCUCUUCUUCCACGCCUCAUCAGCCAGAUUCUACAUUGCAGAAGCCUUUGCCAUCUUCGUAGUUGACCUGGCAGUGCGGCGCAUCACAACCAUCAACUCCCCAUCCACGAUGGAAACCAUUCCCGGAACGAGUCUCGUCAAAGUCACCUCUUCUAUCCCCUUGCACAAACUUGCUCCCUUCCGCGCUACUCCCGGCUCACACAUCUACCUAAGUCUUCCGCCGCAAGGUCGCACCACAACAGUUCCAUCUUCCAAGUCCGGCGUAUUUGACUACUUAUACAAUCCCUUCACCAUUGCUACAGUCGAUGACGAAGAUGGCACAAUAAGUUUCAUCGCUCGCGUCAGAAACGGACCCAUGACAAACGUCCUCUCGGAUUUCUCCUCUACCAAGCCUCAAUCUCCCCCAGAAUCCCGCAAGAUCACCCUCGGCAUCGAAGGACCAUACGGCACCAUGACCAUCCAUUUCAACGAUCUUCUCGCUUGGGGUGCUAAUAAAGUUCUCCUCGUAUCAGGUGGAGUAGGCGCAACAUUCACUCUACCCAUUUAUCAAGCCCUCCAGAGCGAAUUACCCUCUGCAAAACUUCAAUUCAUAUGGGCCAUUCGUGGUGCCGGCGACGCCACCUGGGCAAUAUCAAACCAAACGACAGGAAAGAGUGUGCUCGAAGAUCCCAACAUCCAGCUCUUUUUGACUGGGGAUAUGGGUGUAGGAGAUGACAGUGACAAUGCCGCAGGAGGCGCAAUGGAAUUAUCCAGCAUGCGUCGGGCGAAUGGCCGUCUGACAGCGAAUCAUAAUCACAAGAGGCCCAAUAUCGAAAAGAUCGUGGACGACAUGUUCCGGGGGAGUGGUGAUGAUUCCGUUGCCGUCAUAGCUUGCGGUCCCAUAGAGAUGACGAGGGAGGUUCGGCAAAGGGUCAGGACCCAUGUUAUGAAGGGUAGAAGAGUUUGGUGGCACAGCGAGACGUUUGGUUGGUAA